Messenger RNA from Lactuca saligna, 393 nucleotides. The record is from the annotation of a GenBank genome assembly. NCBI's taxonomy places the organism in Eukaryota, Viridiplantae, Streptophyta, Magnoliopsida, Asterales, Asteraceae.
AUGAGAACCCUAACCCUAACACAAGAACCCAACCGCUACCUUCCUUACGUAGCCGCCACUCCCAUCGGCUCUUCCUGUUCCGAUCAACCAAAGACCAUCGAGACCAUUGCUUCCGAUGACGCUGUGAGUGGCUUGGAGGGCCACCGAGACCGAAGAUGUUUCCCCGAAGAGUGCCGACGAACCCGACGCACGCUAAAGAAUCGAUCAACUGCCUCCACCGUUCUCAUUCUUCUUCUCCUUCUUCAACCGCCGCAUGGACCGACUGUUGCCGCCGUCGGUGGAACCGCAACAUUAGUCGAUGACAAGGCUACGAGCCGCCAACUACCAUUGUUACCUUGCUGCUGCUACCGCCAGAGAGCUGGAGCGUGGUUUCCGCUUUUGUUCGAUCAUUAG